UCUGCCUUCUUCAUUGUCACAUUUCUCCACUCUUCUUUCUUCCCUCUCCAAUUCCUCAACUCUCUCACUGAGAAAACCCAGACACAGCAGCCUUGAAAAUGGCAUCUAACCUGCUCGUAGGUUCAUCCUUUGACGUUGACAAGCUCACCUUCGAGAUCUUCUCCAUCCUCGAAAACAAAUUCCUCUUCGGCGAAACCAAGCUCUCCAAGCUCUCUCCUCAGAAUAGCAGAAUCAGAAUCCUCUCCAUCGAUGGCGGUGGCGCCACCAACGGCAUUCUCGCGGCCAAGUCACUCGCGCAUCUAGAAUCUUCCCUCCGCCGAAAAUCUGGCAAUCCUAACGCUUAUAUCUCUGAUUACUUCGAUAUUGUCGCCGGUUCCGGUGCUGGUGGUCUACUCGCAGCCCUUCUUUUCACUCGUGGAAAAGAUGGCCUUCCUUUGUUCACUGCAGAUUCCGCCCUUCGUUUUGUCAAUGACCAUCAGAAGAAACUCUCCAGCUCUCGCUCCGUCCUCCGCCGGUUUUCCCGGCGAGGGAAGCAUUUGGAGAAGCUGUUGCGCUCUACUUUUGGAGAGUCUACUCUGAGAGACACUGUUAAGUCCGUUUUGAUCCCUUGUUAUGACCUUUCCUCACGUGCGCCUUUCGUUUUCUCACGUGCUGACGCUGUAGAGGCUGAUGGUUUCGAUUUUAAGAUUAGCGACGUUUGUCUUGCUACUUGUGCCGUUCAUGGAGCUGUGGAAAUGCGGUCUGUGGACAGAAAAACUAACAUCUUGGGCGUUGAUGGCGGGAUCGCUAUGAAUAAUCCUACGGCUGCUGCUAUCACCCACGUUUUAAAUAAUAAACAGGAAUUUCCUUUAUGCAAUGGCGUCGAGGAUCUGCUCGUCCUUUCCCUUGGCGGCGGGGAAUCCGAUUUUCGUAUCCAAAAUCUUCAUUCCUCACCGUCACGGUUUGUUAGGAUCGCCGGAGAAGGAGCUUCCGAUACGGUUGAUCAAGCUGUAUCAAUGGCAUUUGGUCAGUGUCGGACAAGCAAUUAUGUUCGCAUUCAGGCAAAUGGUAUAAUAGCAAAGAAGCAAGGCAGAGUGAUGGAAAAACAAAUAAAAUCCCAGAAGAAGGGAGAGAUUGUAGCGGCAAUAGAAGAGAUGUUGGAGCAGAAAAAUGUAGAAUCAGUGCUGUUUAAAGGGAAGAGAAUAGUCGAAAGCACAAAUUUAGAGAAAAUAGAAUCAUUUGGUGGGGAGCUAAUGAAGGAGGAAGAGAGGAGAAAGACGAGCAUUUUACCAACUGUGGUACUGAAGCAAGCAUCACCGUCCCCAAGAACAUCAUCAGCUACUACUCUAUCAACCUCUUCUUCAUAUUAAAAUUAGAUAUUCCUUUCUUUUUUAUCAAAUUGGUUAAGGUUCUUAAAAAUUUAUUUUUUAUCAGUAGAGAAUUUUUAUUUUUUUAUAAAAGAAAAGAAAAAAGAAGGAAAAUUGUGUGCUUUCGCUGCCGCUCGCGAUGAAAUAAUGGCAUCCGAGACAGAGCUGAGCUGUUGAGUGCAACCCUAAUAUUAUUAUUAUUAUUAUUUUCUUCUUCUGCUUCUUGUGUUUUUCUUUUUUUGGUGAGGAUUGGAAGCCAUAUAAUAGUUUGUAUGUAUAAAUGUAUAGUGUGAUAUAGUGAUGCUGGUGUAUAAGGAAUUAUGGACUUUUUAAUGCAAAGUUAGAGAUAUCAAUCUA
Molecule: messenger RNA, 1703 nt
Organism: Ricinus communis (castor bean)
Lineage: Eukaryota; Viridiplantae; Streptophyta; Magnoliopsida; Malpighiales; Euphorbiaceae
Product: patatin-like protein 7
Exons: 3
Coding region: 99-1349 (416 amino acids)
Biological process (GO): lipid metabolic process
Source: RefSeq, a predicted model, not a curated record